This is a messenger RNA of Dothidotthia symphoricarpi CBS 119687, 1092 nucleotides long. Its product is annotated as GroES-like protein. NCBI's taxonomy places the organism in Eukaryota, Fungi, Ascomycota, Dothideomycetes, Pleosporales, Dothidotthiaceae. The record is from RefSeq and is a predicted model, not a curated record. Gene Ontology annotation, molecular function: alcohol dehydrogenase (NADP+) activity; zinc ion binding. Gene Ontology annotation, biological process: alcohol metabolic process. Bases 1 to 1092 code for a protein of 363 amino acids. The transcript is spliced from 3 exons.
AUGCCUUAUCCAGAGACGACUGACGCGUUUACCGUCACCGACAUCAAGAAAUGGAGCACUUUCAAGCGCCAGGAACUGCCUUUGAAGAAGUUUGAAGAGUACGAUGUCGAUCUUGCCAUUGACGCCUGUGGUGUGUGUGCAUCUGACAUCCACACAAUCACUGGCGGGUGGGGUGAAGACAUCCCUCUUCCUCUUUGCGUAGGACAUGAGGUUAUUGGCAAGGUUGUCAAGAUUGGCUCCAAGGUCACUUCAUUGAAAAUCGGCGACCGUGCUGGAAUUGGAGCCCAAGUUGGAGCCGACCUGACAUGUGGAAACUGCAAAGCCGACCAGGAGAACUACUGCCCGAACCAAAUCGAUACAUACGGUGCUGAGCACCCUGACGGCACAGUUUCUCAGGGUGGUUUCUCCAGCCAUAUUCGCGCACACGAGUAUUUCACAUUCAAGAUCCCGGAUAACCUCGACACUGCAAUUGCUGCUCCUAUGCUUUGUGCUGGUCUGACCACAUACUCUCCUCUUAAGAGACUGGGAACUGGACCUGGCAAGAAGAUUGCCGUUGUUGGACUGGGAGGUCUCGGUCACUUCGCUGUGCUCUGGGCCAAGGCUCUCGGUGCGGAGGUUUACGUCGUCUCCCACUCCCCUAGCAAGAAGGAACAGGCACUGAAGCUUGGCGCGAAGGAAUUCAUCGAGACCAAGGAGAAGGGUUGGGCCGAUCCAUACAAGUUCACCAUGGACAUUGCCAUUUGCUGCGCGGAUGCGACAGAUCAAUUCGACCUUUCUGAGUAUUUCUCAAUUCUCAAGGUCAACGGAACAUUCCACAUGGUUGGCUUGCCCGACAAGCCUCUCCCUUCGAUGGACGCAAAGGUUUUCGUGCCCAACGGUUGCUACUUGGGCGCGUCGCAUCUUGGCAACAGGCCUGAGAUGAUUGAGAUGUUCGAAUUGGCAUCGAAGCAAAACAUCAAGAGCUGGGUUGAGACGAUCAAGAUCAGCGAGGCGGGUUGCAAGGAAGCUGUUGAGCGUGUGGCGAAUAACGACAAUGUGCGCUUCAGGCUGACAUUGAUUGGAUACGAUGAGAUUUUUGGAAAGAGGGCGUGA